Molecule: messenger RNA, 631 nt
Organism: Dufourea novaeangliae
Lineage: Eukaryota; Metazoa; Arthropoda; Insecta; Hymenoptera; Halictidae
Exons: 3
Coding region: 81-425 (114 amino acids)
Source: RefSeq, a predicted model, not a curated record
UUUAAAUUAACCUAAAUUAACCGAAACUGAUUCUGAAGUACAAUAUUAAAACUAUUUACAUACCUAUAUAUUGUAAAUAUAUGUUUAAAAUGGACGAUCUUGAACAACAAUGCGAAGACGCUUUGUUUGAAUUGUGUGAUGCUCGAGAGCGGUAUCCACUGCGAUGCGCUGAUGAACUAAGAACGUGUAUCCAACUCAGAAAUGAAAUACAAAUGAUGAACGUGACACAAAAAUCAAAUAUAACGAAUAAUGUUUUGGGGCAGAGCAUACAUUUUGAUAAUGACUUCUGGAAGAAGAAAGUAUGCCUUGACUUCUUGGACCAUAAAUUGCAAGAAAUGAUAGACAAAUUAGGUAAUCUGAAAACUGUCAUGGAACAAAUUGAACGGGAAAAAACAUGCAAGACUAAUAUAUUAUUAAAAAGUUGAAUCAGUGUCUUAUAAAAAAUAAAAUAACCAAAGUAUUGUUAUACAUUUAUUCAUCGUUCAUGUUCAACGAAUGAACUACACGUACAAAAUAUCUUAAGCAUAUGUUCAUUCCUUAAGUAUGAACUAUGUUUUGAAUAAAUUAUGCGACAUUUUUGCAGACUAUUCUGAAACCAUGUUCAAGAAUUCAUUUUCAGUGCAUGCUUGUU